UAAAAUGAGUGGACGAGGGAAAACCGGAAAGGCCAAGAGCAAGCCCAAGUCUCGCUCGUCCCGGGCCGGACUGCAGUUCCCGGUGGGCCGUGUUCACAGGCUCCUGAGAAAGGGUAACUAUGCUGAGCGGGUGGGUGCCGGAGCCCCGGUCUAUCUGGCCGCUGUGCUCGAGUAUCUGACGGCUGAAAUCCUCGAGUUGGCCGGUAACGCGGCCCGGGACAACAAGAAGACCCGCAUCAUCCCCAGACACCUGCAGCUGGCCGUCCGCAACGACGAGGAGCUCAACAAGCUGCUGGGAGGGGUGACCAUCGCUCAGGGCGGGGUGCUGCCCAAUAUCCAGGCCGUGUUGUUGCCCAAGAAAAGCGGCGCGCCCGCCAACCCCAAGGGUUUACCUAGAAAGGAUUGAAGGUAGUGGAGAAGGAAAGGUCAGUGCCUUUAAGCCGUUCUGUUUCGUAAAUUCUUCGUGGGAAGUUCGACGUCGGGGAUCGAAGCAAGCGACGUGAAAGAGAAUUUAAAUCGUCCUGUAAAGUCUCUCCUUUUAAAUGGACUGUGAGCAUAUCGAACUUUUGGAAUACCACUUUAAAGAACUGUUUGAACAGCCGCUCAGCAGCUGUUUCCGGUUACGGUAGUGUUUGUUUACUUUUGGGGGGUUUGCUUUCUGUGUUUAAUAAACGUGUUGUUUGUUA
Hypanus sabinus (Atlantic stingray) is the source of this 686-nucleotide messenger RNA. Its product is annotated as late histone H2A.2.2-like. Lineage: Eukaryota; Metazoa; Chordata; Chondrichthyes; Myliobatiformes; Dasyatidae. The record is from RefSeq and is a predicted model, not a curated record. Bases 5 to 406 code for a protein of 133 amino acids. Gene Ontology annotation, molecular function: protein heterodimerization activity; structural constituent of chromatin; DNA binding. Gene Ontology annotation, cellular component: nucleosome. The transcript is spliced from 2 exons.